AUGGCGAAAGCCAGUUCCUGUGGCGAGCUGCCUCCGGCUGUCCGAUGCGGUGGCCAGCAACUGGAAAAGCUCACCAACUCGCUGCUGUACGGCGUGGUGAACUCCAUCCGGGCCAUCCCCACCAUGUACGGCUACGCCGUCAUCAUCUUCAGCCACCCGACCUUCGGCGCCUUCAUGCCCGCGCUCUCCAAGCUCGUCAUCCUCUCCAGCGCCGUCCACCAGCUCAUGUUCACGCUGCUCAGCUCGCUGCCCUUCGCCAUCGGCCAGGUGCAGGACGCCGGCCUCAUCUUCCUCAGCGCCAUGGCCUCCUCCAUCUGCAAGGACCUCGGAGACGACGUGUCGCCGGAAGCCAAAGUGGCCACCACCAUCGUCACCAUCGGCAUCGCCACGGCCUCGCUGAGCGUCUGCCUCGUCGUCAUGGGGCGCUUCAAGCUCGCCGCGCUUGCUUCGUACCUGCCCAUGCCCGUCAUCGGGGGCUACCUGGCCUUCAUCGGCGUCUUCUGCCUCUACGCGGGCCUCGCGCUCAGCACGGGGCUCGUGGUCAACGACUUCUCGUCCAUGCUGCACGUGCUGAACGACGCCCACAACGUCCUGCUGUGCGUGCCGGGCUUCCUGGGCGGCGCGACGCUGCUGCUGGUCUCGCAGAACUUCAAGAACCCGUUCGCGCUGUCGACGGCCAUCAUGGUCAUGCCCGUCCUCUUCUUCCUCGUGCUGGCAAUCGGCAGCAUCUCGCUCGACCAGGCGCGCGACAGCGGCUGGGUCGACCCCGUGGAGAAGACGGCGUCCGUCUCGGAGCUGCUCGGCCUCUUCGACCUGGACCUCGUGCACUGGGCGCAGGUCCCCCAGCAGGUCGUCACGUGGCUCGGCAUGGUCUUCAUCGUCGCCAUCUCGUCCAGCCUCGACGUCGUGGCCAUCGAGAUCGACAUGGGCAGCAAGCUCGAUAUCAACCACGAGCUCAAGACCGUGGGCUGGUCCAACGUCGUGAGCGGGCUGCUCGGCGGCUACACGGGCUCGUACAUCUUCGGCCAGACCAUCUUCACGUGCCGCUCCAAGACCGACUCGCGCGUGGUCGGCGUCUGCGUCAUCCUGGCGGAGCUCGCGAUCGUGGCCGUGCCGGUGUCCGUCAUGAGCUACGUGCCGCGCUUCUUCCUGGCCGCCACGCUCUUCUUCGUCGCGCUCGACCUCAUGCUCGAGUGGCUGCUGCUCGCCUACCGCAAGAUGUGCGUGCGCGAGUGGGCCGUGGUGUGGCUCUCGUUCCUGGCCAUCAACCUCGUGUCUCUGGACGUGGGCAUGCUCAUCGGCGUGGGCGUGGCCGUCGUCAACUUCGUGCUGAGCUACGUGGAGGUCCCCAUCGUGAAUCCCUGUGUGGGCUCUUCAUCUUCUUCUUCUUCUUCGUCGUCGUCGUCCGACAUGCAGCUCCAGGCGCUCGCAUCGAACACGGUGCGGACCCGACAGCGCGGCGCCAUCGCCCACUUCGAGUUCAGCGGGUAUCUCUUCUUCGGCUCCGUGGUGCAGAUCCUCGAGGGUGUCCAGAAGGGAGUCUACGUCCGCAAGAGCACUACCGAUGUUGCUACUGGUGCUGCGGACAGGCAGAGCUUCCUACCGACACGCGCGGCGCCUCACAGCGUCUCCAUCGAGUGUUUGGACGGUACGCCAGCGUUGAACGCGCACGCUUCGCCGACCGAGUUUGUUGUCAUGGACUUCGGCCGCGUCUCCGGCAUGGACGCUACGGCAGCGCGAGGCGCCUUCUUGAUCUUCAAGAAGUACUGCAGGAACCGAGGCAUCGCCGUCGUCUUCGCCGGUGCGCUCCCCAGCAUCCGCACGCUGCUGCUCAAGAACGACAUCGCCGGCGAAGAGAGCUUCUACGACAGUGCCGAGGACGCCAUCAAGUUCUGCGAAACGCACUUACCAGCAAACAAUACUUCCGAUGACACGGUUGGCAUACUGCUACAACGCGCCCUGAAAGGUCCCGAGGACUCGCGACCAGCGCUCGACGGCGUCGGCCACUUCUUCCGGAAGGUUGAGGUUCCAGCCGGCUACGAGUUCUACCGAGUGGCUCAGUCUCCACACUCGUUCUACCUGCUCGCCCGUGGUCGAGUUGCCAUCUUUAAGAAUGCCGACAGCAGCAUUAAGGCUAACAAACCUCUGGCGCAGCUGAUGACGGUCCGUCCGGGCUCCAUGUUCGGCGAGGUGGCAUUUUCCAGCCAGCAACGGCGACACACUGCGGCCUCUGCGAUGGAGGCUUGCACCGUGUAUGAACUGAGUCGCGAGCAGUUUGAGGCCAUGAAGGAGCAGACUCCAUGGCGCUGUCGAUCACUAACCUAA
Phytophthora sojae is the source of this 2325-nucleotide messenger RNA. RefSeq lists its product as hypothetical. Gene Ontology annotation, cellular component: membrane. The record is from RefSeq and is a predicted model, not a curated record. The transcript has 3 exons. Bases 1 to 2325 code for a protein of 774 amino acids. NCBI's taxonomy places the organism in Eukaryota, Oomycota, Peronosporomycetes, Peronosporales, Peronosporaceae.